Molecule: messenger RNA, 1225 nt
Organism: Paramecium tetraurelia
Lineage: Eukaryota; Ciliophora; Oligohymenophorea; Peniculida; Parameciidae
Exons: 7
Molecular function (GO): RNA binding
Source: RefSeq, a predicted model, not a curated record
AUGAAAUAACACCACAAACAAAGGGGAUAUCCAAUUGAUGAGCCUGUUUUAUAAGCUGUGAUGAGUGUGGCUUAAAUAUAAAACCAAUAUCCAAAAAUGUCUGAUUUCAAUAAAGCAAUAAAUCUUAAUUCAAUUUCUAAAAAUGCAAUAUUUUUGAUACUAAGAAGUGCAAGCUUAGAUAAUAUACAUAAAGGCAUGAAAUAUGGAGUGUGGACUAGCACUCCAAAAUCUAAUGCUAGGAUUGAUGAGCUGUUUAAGGAAUCAGAAGAAGUUUAUUUAAUAUAUUCAGUUGUAGGCACUAAGGCCUUUUAAGCAUGCGCAAAAUUACUUGGUCCUUUUGACCCAACAGCUACAUUUCUUUAUUGGGAUGAACCAUUGAAAUGGUUUGGCUCAUUUUAAAUUAAAUGCUUAUUCUUGAAUGAGUUGAAGUAGAAGACACUUGAUGAAAAAUAACCAGCUCAUCUAGGUUCAAUAGUUUUAACAGAACAAACCGAUUGUACUGAAAUUACACAUGGAUUGGGAAUAUUUGUACUUUAAUGUUUUAAGGAUUAACAAGAGGAUGAAACAAACGUUAAUGUCUUGCUCCAAUAAUUUCAAAAUAUGGAUAGGAGAGAAGAUUAAAUCAAAUAACAAAGAGAUCUUGACUAAAAUUUCUUAACCCAACAAUCUCAUGAGUAACAGUUAUUUGAAAAAUCUCCUUUUGAAUACAAAAACUAUCAUAAGAGAUAGAACUAGUAGAGAUGGCAAAACAAAUAGGCGGAUCAAAUGAUGUACAUGCGAGCUUAUUAUUCUGCCAAUCAAUAGUAUGGAGGUUAAUAGUAUUAAGGCCAAAACCAAUAAAUGUACAAUUAAUAUAGAAAUGAUAAUAAACAAUAAUAUAAUAAUUAUGAUUAUCAAUUCUAUUAUCCUUAAUAGUAAUACUAAUAAAAUAAUGGCUAAUUUAAAUAUGGAUAUGAUUAAUAGUAAUAUAACUAAAAUCCUAAUUAUUAAAGAUAACCAUAAAAAUAUUAAAAGAAAUAUUAUAAUAAUAAUUACCAAUAAAAUAAUUUCUAAUAAGGCAAUUACCAAUAAAAUAAUUAUUAGUAAAAUCCUAAUUAUUCUGGCAAUAACCAAAAAUAUUAAAAAUAAAAUGAUGAAUAGUCUGUAAAUAACUAAGACAAAUAGUUAUGAGUUAUGAAUAUUAUUUUCAUUAAGAAUAAAUGUACAUUCAUUUAAAUUCAUUAAA